GUCCCCCUUGCCCCCAUGGCCCCGGUGCAGCGUGGACCGCAAGGGGCAGUACCAUUACCUGGUCAAGUGGCGGGACCUGCCCUACGACCAGGCCACGUGGGAGGAGGACGAGAUGCCCAUCCCUGACUACGACCUCCACAAGCUGGCCUAUUGGAAGCACCGGGAGGUUUUCAUGGGGGAGGACCCAGCCCAGCCCCGGCGCUACAAGAAGAAGAAGAAGGAGACGCCGGGAGAGGGACCCCCCGACUCGCCCACCAAUGACCCCACAGUGAAGUACGAGUCGCAGCCCCGGUUCAUCACAGCCACGGGGGGGACCCUGCACCUCUACCAGCUCGAAGGCCUCAACUGGCUCCGCUUCUCCUGGGCCCAGAGCACCGACACCAUCCUGGCCGAUGAGAUGGGGCUGGGCAAGACCAUCCAGACCAUCGUCUUCCUCUACUCGCUCUACAAGGAGGGCCACACCAAGGGCCCGUUCCUCGUCAGCGCCCCGCUCUCCACCAUCAUCAACUGGGAGCGGGAGUUCCAGAUGUGGGCGCCCGCCUUCUACGUGGUCACCUACACCGGGGACAAGGACAGCCGGGCCAUCAUCCGCGAGAACGAGUUCUCCUUCGACGACAACGCCAUGAAGGGGGGCAAGAAGGCCUUCAAGAUGAAGCGGGAGGCGCAGGUGAAGUUCCACGUGCUGCUCACCUCCUACGAGCUCAUCACCAUCGACCAGGCGGCGCUGGGCUCCAUCCGCUGGGCCUGCCUCGUCGUGGACGAGGCCCAUCGGCUCAAGAACAACCAGUCCAAGUUCUUCCGGGUGCUGAACGGGUACAAGAUUGAGCACAAACUGCUGCUGACGGGGACCCCGCUGCAGAACAACCUGGAGGAGCUCUUCCACCUCCUCAACUUCCUCACGCCCGAGCGCUUCAACAACCUGGAGGGCUUCCUGGAGGAGUUUGCUGACAUCUCCAAGGAGGACCAGAUCAAGAAGCUCCACGACCUGCUGGGCCCCCACAUGCUGCGGCGCCUCAAGGCUGAUGUCUUCAAGAACAUGCCUGCCAAGACCGAGCUCAUCGUCAGGGUGGAGCUGAGCCCCAUGCAGAAGAAGUACUACAAGUACAUCCUGACGCGGAACUUCGAGGCGCUGAACUCGCGGGGCGGCGGGAACCAGGUGUCGCUGCUCAACAUCAUGAUGGACCUCAAGAAGUGCUGCAACCACCCCUACCUGUUCCCUGUGGCCGCCAUGGAGUCCCCGAAGCUGCCGAGCGGGGCGUACGAGGGGGGGGCGCUCAUCAAGGCCUCGGGGAAGCUGCUCCUGCUCCAGAAGAUGCUGCGCAAGCUCAAGGAGCAGAACCACCGCGUGCUCAUCUUCUCCCAGAUGACGAAGAUGCUGGACCUGCUCGAGGACUUCCUGGACUACGAGGGCUACAAGUACGAGCGCAUCGACGGCGGCAUCACCGGCGCCCUGCGGCAGGAGGCCAUCGACCGCUUCAACGCGCCGGGGGCGCAGCAGUUCUGUUUCCUGCUCUCGACACGGGCCGGGGGCCUCGGCAUCAACCUGGCGACCGCCGACACCGUCGUCAUCUUCGACUCCGACUGGAACCCACACAACGACAUCCAGGCGUUCAGCCGCGCGCACCGCAUCGGCCAGGCCAACAAGGUGAUGAUCUACCGGUUCGUGACGCGCGCGUCGGUGGAGGAGCGCAUCACGCAGGUGGCCAAGCGCAAGAUGAUGCUCACGCACCUGGUGGUGCGCCCGGGGCUGGGCUCCAAGGCCGGCUCCAUGUCCAAGCAGGAGCUCGACGACAUCCUCAAGUUCGGCACCGAGGAGCUCUUCAAGGAUGAGAACGAGGGGGACAACAAGGAGGAGGACAGCAGCGUGAUCCACUACGACAACGAGGCCAUCGCGCGGCUCCUGGACCGCAACCAGGACGCCACCGACGACGCUGACGUGCAGAACAUGAACGAGUACCUGAGCUCCUUCAAGGUGGCCCAGUACGUGGUGCGAGAGGAGGACAAGAUCGAGGAGAUCGAGCGGGAGAUCAUCAAGCAGGAGGAGAACGUGGACCCCGACUACUGGGAGAAGCUGCUGCGGCACCACUACGAGCAGCAGCAGGAGGACCUGGCCCGCAACCUGGGCAAGGGCAAGCGCGUGCGCAAGCAGGUCAACUACAACGAUGCGGCCCAGGAGGACCAAGAUAACCAGUCCGAGUACUCGGUGGGCUCCGAGGAGGAGGACGAGGACUUCGAUGAGCGGCCUGAGGGCCGCCGUCAGUCCAAGCGGCAGCUCCGCAAUGAGAAGGACAAGCCCCUGCCGCCGCUGCUGGCCCGGGUCGGGGGCAACAUCGAGGUGCUGGGGUUCAACACGCGGCAGCGCAAGGCCUUCUUGAACGCGGUGAUGAGGUGGGGGAUGCCCCCCCAGGACGCCUUCACCUCCCAAUGGCUCGUGCGGGACCUGCGUGGCAAGAGCGAGAAGGAGUUCAAAGCCUACGUGUCCCUCUUCAUGCGGCACCUGUGCGAGCCGGGCGCCGACGGCUCGGAGACCUUUGCGGACGGGGUCCCCCGGGAGGGGCUGUCCCGGCAGCAGGUCCUCACCCGCAUCGGGGUCAUGUCCCUCGUCAAGAAGAAGGUGCAGGAGUUCGAGCACAUCAACGGGCGCUGGAGCCUCCCGGAGCUGCCCCCGGAGCCCAGCGCCGCCGACUCCAAGCGCUCGUCCCGGGCCUCGUCCCCCGCCAGGACCGGGCCCCCCAGCCCCGAGCACAGCGGCCCCCCCAGCCCCGCCCCACACAGCCCCGCCACGCCAGCCCCCAGCGAGCGCGGGGACGGGCCGGGGCCCCCCCAGGACAGGGACCAUGGGGACCCCAACAGGGACGAGAAGGAGCCCAAAGGUGCCGAGAAGAUGGAGCCCGAGCCACCAGUCCCUGAGGUGCCCCCGUCGCCGGGUGAUGGCAGCGAGGCCGAGGGGAUGCGCAAGGGGGAGGAGGAGGAAGGACCCGGCCACAGGGAGCCCGAGGCCGAAGGGACCGCGGCCCGCGAGGAGCGAGCGGAGGAGCCCAAGGCCGAGAGGGACCCCAAAGCCGAGCCCCGCGCCAACGGGCGCCGCGACGACCGGGCCGAGAAGCCGCGGUUCAUGUUCAACAUCGCCGACGGGGGCUUCACGGAGCUGCACACGCUGUGGCAGAACGAGGAGCGCGCCGCCAUCUCCUCCGGGAAGCUCAAUGAGAUCUGGCACCGGCGCCACGACUACUGGCUGCUGGCCGGGAUCGUGGGCUACGCGCGCUGGACCGACAUCCAGAACGACGGCGCCUUCGGGGUCAUCAACGAACCCUUCAAGGGGGAGGCCUCCAAAGGGAACUUCCUGGAGAUGAAGAACAAGUUCCUGGCCCGGCGCUUCAAGCUCCUGGAGCAGGCGCUGGUGAUCGAGGAGCAGCUGCGGCGCGCCGCGUACCUCAACAUGACGCAGGACCCCAGCCACCCGGCCAUGGCCCUCAACACCCGCUUCGCCGAGGUCGAGUGCCUGGCCGAGAGCCACCAGCACUUGUCCAAGGAGUCGCUGGCGGGCAACAAGCCCGCGAACGCCGUCCUGCACAAGGUGCUGAACCAGCUGGAGGAGCUGCUGAGCGACAUGAAGGCGGACGUCACCCGCCUGCCCGCCACCCUCUCGCGCAUCCCCCCCAUCGCCGCCCGCCUCCAGAUGUCCGAGCGCAGCAUCCUCAGCCGCCUGGCCAGCAAGGGCACCGAGAGCCACCCCCCACCUACCUUCCCACCAGGGCCCUACGCCACCCCCCAGACCUAUGGGGGCACCUUUGGGACCCCCCCACCCGGAGCCCUCCCCCCUGGAGGGGCCAACUACAGCCAGAUGCCACCCGGGUCCUUCAUCACCGCCGCUGCCAAUGGUCCCCCCGUGCUGGUGAAGCGGGAGCGCGAGGCCGAGGGCCAGGACAAGAAGGAGCCGCGGGGGGGGGAGGUCAUUUGCAUCGAUGACUAAAGGAGGGGGGGGCCAUGGGGGGGCCCCCCCCUUAUGUCCCCUCCCCCCCCUUCCCCCCCCCCUUUGGCAGCGGUGGGGGAGGGGCACCACUGCCAAAAUCGCCUCUUUUCACCCCAAAUCCGCUCUUGGGGGGGGGGUGUGUUUGGGAGGUACCAAUAUGGGGGGGGGGGUGACAAGGACCACUGCAGCUAUAAAUAUAUAUAUAUAUAUAUCUCCCCCCCAUAGCAGGGGGGACCAAGGGGUUGGGGUGGCCCCUGUGUCCCCCCCCACCCUCCUCUGGGGUGGGCCCCCCCCCGCCCCCCACCCAGGGGUGUCCCCAAGGGUCACCCCAAAACUUCCCCCUCCCCCCCUCCCUCCCCCAUUGGGGCACUUGUUUAACCGCAGCAGAAUAAAACCCGGUUCCUUGGCUAUGGCA
Messenger RNA from Pezoporus flaviventris, 4388 nucleotides. Its product is annotated as chromodomain-helicase-DNA-binding protein 3-like. Gene Ontology annotation, cellular component: chromatin; NuRD complex; nucleus. Gene Ontology annotation, biological process: negative regulation of transcription by RNA polymerase II; chromatin remodeling. The coding region runs from base 113 to 3973 and encodes 1286 amino acids. The transcript has 28 exons. The record is from RefSeq and is a predicted model, not a curated record. Gene Ontology annotation, molecular function: ATP binding; histone binding; DNA binding. NCBI's taxonomy places the organism in Eukaryota, Metazoa, Chordata, Aves, Psittaciformes, Psittacidae.